AUGAAGACUACUAUCUUUACCUCCGCCCUUCUCCUUGGCUCUACUGCCUUGGGUAGCGCUGUCCCAACCGCCGGCAAGAAGGUCGACUACAAUGGCUUCAAGGUCCUGCGCGUUUCUAGCACCGACGCUGUCAAGAGCCAAAUCGAGAACUUGGCUACCCACAUCCUCAACCCUGGCAAGUCUGCCGAACUGGAUGUAGUUGUUGCACCCGAAAACGUCGCGGCAUUGACUGCAUUGGUUUCUGAGAGCAAGGUCAUCAACGAGGACGUCGGUGCUGCCCUCAAGGAAGAAGGCGAGAUGGGAAUUUAUGCUGUUCCCGCCGAGUCGUGGUUCACAGCAUACCACCCAUACGCCGACCAUCUUCAGUUCCUCCGCGAUCUGCAAGCCGGUUACACCAGCAACUCCGAGAUCGUGACCCUUGGUAACUCAGUCCAAGGACGUACCUUGACCGGUAUCCACAUCUGGGGUAGCGGCGGCAAGGGAUCCAAGCCUGCUGUCAUUAUCCACGGAAACGUUCACGCGCGAGAGUGGAUCACUUCGAUGACCACUGAGUACUUCGCGUGGCAGCUUCUGACCAAGUACGCCUCCGACUCAAGCAUCAAGGCUCUCGUCGACAAGUUCGACUUUUACAUCACCCCCAUUGUCAACCCUGACGGAUUCGUUUACUCGCAGACCACGGACCGUCUCUGGCGCAAGAACCGCCAGACUGUCAGCACCAGCACAUGUGUUGGCCGCGAUAUCAACCGCAACUGGCCAUACAAGUGGGAGGUAACUGGCGGAGCCUCCACCAGCCCUUGCUCGGAAACCUACAAGGGUCAAGCCGCUGGAGACGCCCCCGAGAACAAGGCUCUCAAAGCCCAAGUCGAUGCUCUCAAGGCCACUCGCGGAAUCAGCCUCUACCUCGACAUACACUCCUACGGCCAAUACAUCCUCUGGCCCUACGGCUACAACUGCAGCCUCCGCCCGGAAAACGACGCUCAGCACCGCAGUCUCGCCACUCGCGCUCAAACCGCUAUCCGCGCCGUUUCAGGAACCGCCUACACCAUUGGCCCCAGCUGCUCUACUCUCUAUGCCACCACUGGUUCUUCCACCGACUACACCGAUGUCGAGGGCAAUGCUACCUACUCGUACACUUAUGAGCUCAGGGAUACCGGUACAUAUGGAUUUUCGCUCCCUGCCAACCAGAUCCGCCCCACUGUUUUGGAGACUUGGGCUGGUUUCACGAGCAUGCUUCGUGAUGCUUAG
Molecule: messenger RNA, 1245 nt
Organism: Bipolaris oryzae ATCC 44560
Lineage: Eukaryota; Fungi; Ascomycota; Dothideomycetes; Pleosporales; Pleosporaceae
Exons: 5
Coding region: 1-1245 (414 amino acids)
Biological process (GO): proteolysis
Molecular function (GO): zinc ion binding; metallocarboxypeptidase activity
Source: RefSeq, a predicted model, not a curated record